This is a messenger RNA of Trypanosoma brucei brucei TREU927, 2028 nucleotides long. RefSeq lists its product as hypothetical. NCBI's taxonomy places the organism in Eukaryota, Euglenozoa, Kinetoplastea, Trypanosomatida, Trypanosomatidae. The record is from RefSeq and is a predicted model, not a curated record. Gene Ontology annotation, molecular function: protein binding. The coding region runs from base 1 to 2028 and encodes 675 amino acids. The transcript has a single exon.
AUGUUAAACCGCUGUUACAUACCACGCGCACCCUCACGACGUAACGAGCGUCCCAACAUCGCGAAACUGUUGUACGGAAAGCGCAAAAAUGCCCUCCAUGGGGCCAGUAAAGCAAAACCAACUGUCGUGGGAAUGUUACUGCAGGUUCCGAUUGCAGAGUUGCAUAGCGCCACCCGGAGAGCGACUGGGAUGAAUGAACUCUCAAACGAGGCUAUCUCUGAGGUACUGCGGAAGUGCCGCGCGUUAAAUCGAUUUGACCGGUCAGAGAUAGUAGUAGAAGCGGUUGACGAAGCCAAACUGAAGCUGACCUCCUCGCACUACUGCACACUCAUGGCACACGCAAAUGAUAACAGGGACAGCAAAAAUGCGCUGCGGUAUUGGGAACGGGCAUGCCGAGAAAAGAAGGCCAACUCGAAGCUACACGGCGCAUUACUCGCGACUUACCGAUCAUCCGGGCUGUGGAAAGAUGCCGUACGACAUUAUGCAGCAAUGAUAGAUGACAAAAUGGGGUGCGAUCCUUACGCACUGCACACGGUAAUGAACGCGUGUCGCAGGGCUGGUGCUGUCGACGUUGGGCUCGCAGUCUUCUCUAAGGCAGUACAAAACGAAGCGGCACCUAAUAGCACGGUGUACUUGGAACUUCUGAGGUGCAUGCAGCAGACACGUUCGCCCAAUAGGUGGGAAAUGAGUCUCUCCGUUCUUCAGUCACUUGGUGGGACCGUUGACGUAACAGCCGGUUUGUACAACGCGACAAUAUCGACGAUGGCAGGGGCUUUGUGGGAAAAGGGUGUAGAGGUGUUUCAGGCAAUGAAGGAGAACAAUGUGCAACCAAGCAAAGACACACUCGCUACGUUGGUAUCUCUCAACCCAAACAACACCUCGCACGUUGUCCGAUGUGUUACCGAGGCACACCUCUUGGGCAUGCCUGUAACCGACAGUAUGUAUCGUGCUGUCCUCACAAACCUGACGAGACUUAAGCUCGAUCAUGAAGCGGUGCGCUUCGCCGCGCGGGAGUACAGUAGAAGUACUGAGGAUCCCGGAAAUCCAGUGAACUCAACACUUGCCCUAGGAUUGGCCAUUCUUGACAUGUUGUUGGCUCACAGUCGCCCGAAAGACGCGAUGCUUUUCUUUAACGUGUUUGAAUCCCAACUCGGUAACAUUGUUAGCGUUUCCACCCGUGGCCUCGGGACUGUCGGUUUGCGGUCGCAGCGUUGGAUUGUUCAAGGUCGCGUCGCAGUAUUGGAUCACAACAUCAUCCUUAACCCACGCUUUGAGUCGCUUCUCAGCCACUACGACUCGCUUCUUGUGCCCCUUUCCUCUAUUCGGCUGCUUGUGCGCCGGGUGAAAGAGGAGAGUGGAACGGUCAAGGGCAGCUACACAAAACAUAUGUUGAAGCGCUUGCAGAAGCUGUUGGAAGAUCACCCGGCUGUACGUGUGCUGCCUCUGACCCACCAACUGAACGCGCAUACAUACAUUGUGGAUGGUCCCAUCACACCAGAAUCAGUUGAGCUGCUUCGGAAGACGGUGUCGGAGCCGAAGGAAGGGGCUCACGGCGCGGCAUUUCCUUUGGUAAUCCGCAAGAGGGGAGAUUUCCCCAACACCUUGGAGACCCUACAGGAUUUUUCUCCAAAAAAAGGAAUGGAGGUAGCCGCCAUGCGUGGCGAGGUUGCACUACAUAACAAUGAACCGCGUCUCUUGAAGUAUCCGGACCGCAUCACAGCUCCCGAGCGGGUGCUCGCCGUAGCGGCGAUGCUUAAAUCGCUGAAUCCGGACACAAGCGUCCAUGUUCUCUCAACGACAAGUUUGCAGUUGCAGGUGGUGGAAAAUUGGAACAAGUUACGACCCUUCACCGGGUUGACAGCAGUUCGCUACCCUGACGAAGUGGAACUGAAGGCGCCGGGGGAACAGCGGAAGCAGCCAAAACAUCCCGCUGGUGCCGUUUCCAGUGGGUUGCGGCAUGAGACAGACGGACCAAAGCCCGGCCAACCCGGGGGUCUACACAUGAAGCGACUCUUUGUACCGUCUUGA